AUGUCGCUCAACGGAUUGGAUACGCCUGAAUUGACAGAGGCAUUUGCAAAAGCAUGCGCAGAGCCUGGAAGCUGGUUUUGGAUUAAAUACACCUCCCGAGACGAUGUUGAGCUUCUGUGUCAGGGAAUCAAUGGAGCGGAGGAGAUGCGAGAAGCAGCAGAGAAGGAGCCAGAUGAUUCGCCGCUGUAUGGAUUUAUUCGAUUCAGGCGACGAAAUAUCUUGAUCAAGUAUAUCCCGGAGGGAACUUCGCGGGUUUUGAAAGCUCGAUCACAGGUACAUUUUCAAUCCGUUGCUGAAAGGUUCAUUCCAAACGACACUACAUUCUCAAUAUCGACUCCUAAAGAGCUACGCGACAAUGCAUUGACGUCAGCAUGCUCGACGCAUACUGCAACUGCUUCGAUAUCUUCUUCGAAUAGUUCUCUUCGAGCGCGUCGUUUAACGGAUAUUGCCGAAUCUGCAGAUGAGGAGGAGCCGCCUACAGCUGUAAUGAGCGCUGGUUCGCCGGUGACAUUCGGUGAGAUCGAUGGAAAAGGGAAGACUAGUCAAGGCUUGGCGGUGGUGAUUACCGCACAUGAUUCGUCAAUAACAGAUGGCGGACCUGGCUCACCCGUCUUUCUCGAUGGGGACAGGGACCUCUUGGGGUCCCCCCUAGGCGCCUCCUUUUCGAGAGACUCACUUGAACCCAGAAGAAAGUCAACAGGUACCUCACCCAGACCUUCUUCAACCGAUUUAUACGGACCGUACAUAUACACCCCUAGAGAAAAGGUUCGACUUGGACCUCGUCCCCACGUCGAGCCCGUAAAACGGCCUCAUACCUCUGGUGAGCGUCCGAAAGCCUUCCCUAGCCCCGACCAGGAAAUUCGACCCGUGGUCUCGGUUCCUAAAUCUGUUCAAAUUCCUCCAAGAAAAUCCAAAGAAUCAAGGAAUAGGUCCUUGUCCAACGAAUCUCUACGAUCAGAGCAAGAUACAAUCUCAUUUCUCUCAAUUGAGAUUGAGGACUCACCACCUCCUUCACCAAAAUCACUCUCGCCGGUUCCCUCACAAGAGCCUGCCCUUACUCCUGAAAAGCAGAGGUUGAUGAGAGCUUUGCAGCUGAGGAGAAAAACAAUGCAACCUGAACUGAAAGAGCAAUCGAGACGGGAUGAGGAAGCCGCCCUAGAGAUCCAAGGUAUGAAGGAGUCAGACGAAAUUAGCACCAUUGCAGAAACUGACGAGGAUGAAGACCGAGAGGAAGGGGAAAGUGGGAUUGUAUCCCAGAAGAUAGUCGAGCCAGAUUCAAACGAAGCUAUCGGAGGACAAGAGGGGGUAGAUGUGCUCGAGGAAAGUUCCCGUGGAGACGCGGUGAAUGAAGGGGUAACACUGGAUAGGGUAAACGAGCAGACAGAAACGGGAGAUGCAACAGAGGACUUGAGGGAGCAGGAUGAUAAACUACCGGAAUCACCAGUAGAACUACAAUCACCCGAAAGUACAAAGGUUCGAGGCGAGCCCGAUUCCGAUGUUGACACUGAAUCCGAUCACACCGAAAUUUCCAUCAUGACGGAUUCUAGACCCGUAACUAUGACAGCUAUUCAGCAACCUAUCCCUAGCAUGAUUAAAAGCAGUUCUCGCUCACACCCGACCAAACCCCCGUCACCAGAUCCUUUGGCACCAAAGGUGCUCAAGAGAACUGAUCGUCCAAUUGAAAGCGAGCCCAUAAACGAGCCCCCUGUUCCUGAGGCAGCCCGUUCUGUUUCUGCACCUUUCUUGAAACCGACAGCUCCCGCAGCUGGACCAAGAAAAGCUGUAGGCGGUGGGGGUGGGGGUGUGGCACAGCGGAUUCGACAGCUCGAGAUGUUGUCAGUUCAGAAAGCUGCCGCAGCAGCAGGGAAAUCACCCCCUGUGAGCCGAGGCAGCUCCCCGACACCGCCGAUUCCACAGUAUCACCCGAACCGUCCGUCUAGUGUACAUGUCCCAGUCGCGUUGCGUAGGAUGUCUAAUCCCCCUGCUCCUCUGCGGCCAACAUCAUCGGUAUCGCGUCCAUCCACUCCCAACACUUCUGUCUCAACUCUUGGGAACUCCUCUGGGAGUUUCACGUCCUCGUUACGAUCAGUUAUAUCAACGCCUUCACUUCCGAAAUCAAGCCCGCCAAAAUCAAGUCCUGCUCCCAGGAUGGAAAUAAUUGAACGCAAUAACAGGCCCGAAUUGCAAGUCACAACUCAAAUCACCAGAGACGAGCAAGGAACUCCUCAUCCAUCAUUCCAAUCACCUCCAGCUCCAAUUCCGGCUCCCGAGUCAGCUAAAAGCUUAAAAAGCCCCAAUAGCUUCAGCCGGAGAUCCAGCGUGGAUAUAACACCACAAGAUCCAGUUCUGCGUAGCAGGAGUGUGGAUGUAGCGCCCCCUCCAACAACAUCUUCCAGAGGCCAAAGCAUCGAGAGGGGUCGGGGUAUUUUAUCUAGAUCAUCAAGUUCAAGAGACUUAGAAAAUCUCCCCGAGAAGAUUCCCACACCCAGCUCCAGCCCUAAACCCACACCUACCUCCCCAAGACCGCCAUCAACAUACACGAACAGCUCGAAGAAGAGUAAGAAAGAAAAGGAAAGGCGUGGAUCUUCUUCCAGCUCUGGGGGAUCAGGGCCGUCUAAGGAAAAAUCUAGAUCCAAGUCGAAAUCUCCGACAACCCCCAAGUCACCAAAGAGUCCUGGAUUUUUGCAGAAAAUGAGUGCGGCUUUAACAGGCAAGAAAUCUAAGGAAGAUGUGCAAGCCCCCGCUCCUGUAGCCCCCGCCGAGCCUGCGAAAAAAUCAUACCUCUUGGCUGGUUGGAUAAAUGCUCAACUUCCGGAUACCAUGUUAUGGAGGCGGCGGUGUUUGAAGAUAGAUUCAAGUGGUUGGCUGUUCUUGUCUUUAUCAGAAGAUGAGGUAUAA
This is a messenger RNA of Morchella sextelata, 2898 nucleotides long. RefSeq lists its product as uncharacterized. The transcript has 3 exons. NCBI's taxonomy places the organism in Eukaryota, Fungi, Ascomycota, Pezizomycetes, Pezizales, Morchellaceae. Bases 1 to 2898 code for a protein of 965 amino acids. The record is from RefSeq and is a predicted model, not a curated record.